AUGAACGAUAUUUAUUGGCACGAGAAACGAACGAUGUCUUCGAAACAACUUUCGUCACCUCCGCCAACACAACCUAGACGUUCAUAUGAAAAUGCACAUCGAACGAAACAUCACGAGCAAAUGGAUACUCGAUAUAAUUCACAUACGGCAUCAGGUCGAGCAGCUCCUUCGCCGUAUUAUCAUUAUCCUACAGUAACAAAUCGAUCACAUCAUAGUAAUCAUGGCAAUUUUGCAUACACUUCCAGUACACAAGGUGUUUAUCAUCAAACACCGCCUGUUAAUAUGACUCCUCCUCCACUUCCGGUGUAUUCACGCCAUCACAGGCAGAUCGAUUCAAGAGAUCAAUCUCAUUAUUCUCAGCAAAGAUACUCAUCUCGUAGCGCUAGUGACGAUUAUUUUAUAUCAAACUAUCAUGAUUCAAAUCAUCUUAAUGGUAACAUGUAUGAUGAUGAUGAGAAUGACGAUGGGCAUAUUCAUGUAGAGGAUAAUUCGGAAGUUUUCAAUUAUCCUUUCGAUGAUAUAAGUCGAUGCUUCGUUCGCAUGAGAACAGAUUUCGAUGAUUCAUCAUAG
This is a messenger RNA of Rotaria socialis, 570 nucleotides long. Lineage: Eukaryota; Metazoa; Rotifera; Eurotatoria; Philodinida; Philodinidae. The record is from the annotation of a GenBank genome assembly.